AUGGGCGGCUUUCUGGGAUUUUGCUACCGUCAAUUGACAUACAGACCGCACCCGCUACCGACAAGCGCGUCGCUGAAGGGGCAGACGGCACUCAUCACAGGCGCAAACAGCGGGCUCGGGCUAGAAGCAGCUCGUGAGCUCGCUGCACACAAGCUUUCCCGCCUCAUCUUGGCCGUGCGCGAUGCUUCCAAAGGGGAAGCGGCGAAAAAAUCGAUACUAGCCACCUCACCCGAAUGCGCCGUCGAGGUUUGGAGCCUUGAUCACGAGUCGUACGACAGCAUUGCCGAGUUUGGGAAGCGCGUUGCUGCUUUGGAUCGCAUCGACUACGCGUUGUUGAAUGCGGGAGUGAAAAAGCUAGAAUAUUCCGCUUCUUCGAGCACCGGACAUGAACUCAAUGUUCAAGUCAACCAUAUCGGAACCUCCGCCGUGUCUCUUGCCGUACUUCCCGUGCUUAGGAACACGGCUAGGAAGGUCAACUCGCCAACCCGGCUGACUAUUGUUUCAUCGGAAGGUCAUUUUUGGAUUCCUUUCAAGGAGCAAAGCGCGCCGGACAUCCUGAAGCGUAUGGAUGACAAAGAGACGUUCGGGACAGCCAUGCAGCGAUACUAUACUUCCAAGCUCCUGAACGUGCUUUGGGCCAGAGAACUAGCAAGCAAGGUCUCUCCAGAGGAAGUCGUUAUCAAUACCGUCAAUCCAGGCUUCUGCUACAGUGGACUACACCGACACGAGAGCACGGGCAUCAUUAAGAUCUUUUUGUGGAUGCUCGGCUGGAGUAGCGUGCAGGGUGGACACUGUCUGACCGAUGCUCUUGUGCAGCAUCGUGAUUCGCAUGGCGAGUAUUUCAGCGAACAACGCCAGGUACCCCCAUCGAGUUUCGUCUUGUCGCCGCAGGGGCAGAACGCGCAGAAGAAGAUAUGGCAGGAGACAAUCGCGCUUUUAAAGGAAUAA
Molecule: messenger RNA, 948 nt
Organism: Trematosphaeria pertusa
Lineage: Eukaryota; Fungi; Ascomycota; Dothideomycetes; Pleosporales; Trematosphaeriaceae
Product: dehydrogenase
Exons: 2
Coding region: 1-948 (315 amino acids)
Source: RefSeq, a predicted model, not a curated record